Messenger RNA from Teleopsis dalmanni, 3267 nucleotides. RefSeq names its product WD repeat-containing protein 20. Gene Ontology annotation, molecular function: protein binding. NCBI's taxonomy places the organism in Eukaryota, Metazoa, Arthropoda, Insecta, Diptera, Diopsidae. The record is from RefSeq and is a predicted model, not a curated record. The coding region runs from base 503 to 3082 and encodes 859 amino acids. The transcript has 4 exons.
CAAAAAAUUAGAAUAAAAGUAGAAAUCAAAGAGAACGACGGAGAAUUUGUGAAAAAGUGCAAAUAUUCGUAAAGAUAAGAAAAUACAUAAUUAAAUUUACCAAUUGUGCUUAGCUAACUAAAGUUUAUAUGUAAAAAUAAAUGAAAUCACUACUUUAGAGAGAAUUAAUAAUUAAAUUAUAAAAAAAGAAGAAUGAAGAAGCCAAUAUAAGUGCAAAGAAAAUGUGAGAUACAAGUAAAAAUUCCCCAACAACAAAUGCUGCAAUUUUACAAAACAACCGCGGCAGCCGCGCCCCCAUGCCCACUUGCUAGACAACUAGUGAGAAUUAAAGUGCUAAUUAAGUGAUAUAUAAUAUAUGUAUUUCAAAAAAAAUAAAAAUUUACAUUAGUACUGUGGAUACAAAAAAUCAAGACAACUCCCAAAUAGUGAAAAUAGCCGCCCUCACGUAAGCCUUUUACACCAGCAAAAUAACGUCACAAACCACCUUACACUUAGCCGGAAUAUGGCCACGCAACUCGAUCCGAAUGUCAAGGAUGACCUUAAGACGCAAUUUGUAACACGUGAAGGCACAUACCGUUUAUUAACAUUAUCCGAAUAUUCUCGACCAAAUCGCGUUGGCUAUACGAAUAGUCAAAGUUCGCCGCAAGUACGUGUCUCAAUUGUUUCACUGCCAAAUCCUACUAGUGGGGGUGGCAAUGCUAACGUGAACGGUAAUACAACCUGUACAAAUGGACCAAUAUCAAAUGGCAAUUCAAGUACUUCGAAUGGAAGUGGCGAUAACAGUUCUGUGACUGCAACUACAAUAAAUAGUCAACAAUCAAUGUAUACGGUACCAGCAACAAUGGAUGCGCGCCUAGGUGCUGGCAUAUCAAUGCACUCAAUGAUGAUCAAUGGUUCCGGUGGAAAUGAAUCUAAUAUAUUAAAUCAAAUAUAUGGUGGUGAUAGAAUAUGUUUUAAUUUCGGUAGAGAAUUAUAUGUUUAUGCGUUUCGUGGUAUAAAAAAGGGUGAAAUGGGUAAACCCAUUGAUAAAAAAUUUUAUAAAGGCACCAAUCCCAGUUGUCACGAUUUUAAUGCAUGUUCUGCUACACCUACGGGUGCGCCGUUAUUAGUUGGUUUCACCACAGGCCAGAUACAAUUGGUUGCACCACAACCGGGUCCACGAGAAUUACGUAAAUUAUAUAACGAAGAGCGUCUCAUUGACAAAACCAAAGUGACUUGUCUGAAGUGGUUACCGAACUCGCCCAACUUAUUUCUAGCUUCACAUGCGUCAGGAAAUUUGUAUUUAUACAACGAGGACCUACCAUGUACCGCUGCAGCUCCUAACUAUCAACCUUUCAAAAUGGGCGAUGGAUAUACAAUACUUACCUGCAAAUCAAAAUCGACGCGUAAUCCAUUGUACAAAUGGGUCUUCAGUACAGAUAAUUGUUGCAUCAACGAAUUCUGUUUCUCUCCAUGCGGUUCUAAUUUAGCGAUAGUUUCUCAAGAUGGUUUUUUACGUGUAUUUCAUUAUGAUACUAUGGAGCUACUAGGAAUUGCGCGUUCGUAUUUUGGUGGUUUUUUAUGUGUUUGUUGGUCGCCAGAUGGUCGGUAUAUUGUGGUUGGUGGAGAAGAUGAUUUAGUCACAGUUUGGUCAUUACAUGAACGAAGAGUGGUAGCACGUGGUCAAGGUCAUCGCUCGUGGGUAUCAGUUGUUGCGUUUGAUCCUUAUACAACCUCCUAUACAAAUUGGGAUGGUGGUGACUUUUCAGAUGAUGAAAAUCAACCACAUGACUUUAUGAGUAGUCGUGAUCCACGGUUUUCAGGUGAUUCAUCUGGCAACGGAUUUGAUUAUAGUAGUAAUGAAAAAAAUUCAACACCAACACAUGUACGUCAGCGACCACAUUCAGCAUCGUUUCGAUCGGACACAUCAUCGAGUGCGUUAGCGCCAGACAAAUUAGCAAUUAGCUACCGUUUAGGAUCUGUAAGCCAAGAUACACAAAUAUGUCUGUGGGAUAUAACGGAGGAUGUAUUAAGGCAUCCGUUAUCUUUACGACAACGGCUUAAUAGCGCUAAUUUAAAUGAUACAAGUUACAUGAAUGGUGGUGUAGAUGCAGACGGUAUAAAAGUUAUACGACCAGUAGCUGUAGGCAACACUUCUGGAACUUUCCCACCACCGCAACAUGCUAGUAGUCCAACAAAGGACAAUGCAGUGACUGAAAAUAGCAAUAGUAGUUCUAGUAAGUUUUCCACAGCGAAUUGUACAAUAUCCUCACACUCGUCUAAUGCGAACACACCUCCAGAAGAACCCACGUCCAGUAAUAUUGGUAAAUCGAAUACAACUACAAAUAAAACAACAGGUACAGGUAAUACUAUUAAGUUCCCGAACUGUAUAAGCGUCACUAAAUCUGAUUCCAUCGAUGGUAAUCAAAUUAAAAGUAGUACCAGCACAUCGGGUUAUAACAGCAAAACUUCUAACAGCUCCACUAAAUCAUCCGAUUCAGGAUUAUCUUUUAAUAGUCUAACGCAGCGCCUUUCUAAUUUUAGUUUCCUUAGUAGUUCGGAUAAGAAAUCAUCCGGCAUAGAUGUCUCACAUUCGUCAUCCUCACAUCGCAAUAAUCGUAAAACUAUGAGUUUACUCAAAUCUUACAAUCACAACAGUAAUAGCAGUAAUCAUCAUCAGCAUAAUAGCAACAGUAAUAGUAUUGCUAAUUCUACAACGCUGGAACAUACUAGCAAUACUAGUAUGGGAAACAGUGUGACAGCACAUAGUUUUGGUUCGCUAAAACUUGGCAAAUCUUCGACGAAUACCCAUAAUACGUCUAUAGCAAAUGCUACGCAAGGAAUAGUUAACUCAUAUGAUCCUAUGAAAUUAAUUGGUACACCUGCAUGUCCGCGUUUUGAUGAAUGUCCUUUAUUGGAACCACUUGUUUCCAAAAAGAUAGCACAUGAACGAUUAACUGCGCUUAUAUUUCGUGAAGAUUGCUUUCUUACGGCUUGUCAGGAUGGUAUCAUCUAUACAUGGGCGCGACCCGGUUAUGCUUCGAAUAUACCACAGCAUUUGUCACCCAGUCAAACAGCGCCUCCCGGCGGUACGGUAAUAUAGUUCGAUAAAAUUAAUUUUUAUAAUUAUCAAAAGAAUCUGACUAAAAGAGAAACUUCGAACGCAAAUGAAUAAACAAAAAGUUAACGUUAGAUAUCGAAGUUAAUAAAAAUAUUCAGUAAAUAUUUAAGGGUAAAAGCAUAGAAAACAAGAGAUUUCAAUGUUAAAUCAUUUAAAAUGAUUAAUGC